Molecule: messenger RNA, 771 nt
Organism: Fonsecaea monophora
Lineage: Eukaryota; Fungi; Ascomycota; Eurotiomycetes; Chaetothyriales; Herpotrichiellaceae
Exons: 3
Coding region: 1-771 (256 amino acids)
Source: RefSeq, a predicted model, not a curated record
AUGAUCCCAUGGGCCGCCUUUCGCAAGAGCAGCGCACAAGAACCUGACUGGCGAGUGGAAUUGAACGCGGAGAAUGUCUAUUAUUAUGUGGAACACGGACCAAGUCAGCACAAACGUGCCUUGGACUCUCCGAUGCUGGGGCUGGCACAUGAGCGGCAAUUUGCCAUUUCUCAACUCGGGACCAGAAGUGUCGGCUUCGAGAAGCAACACAUUGCCUUGAUGCAAGAGGCACUUCGGCAGCUCAGCAACCAUUUCACCAUGCACUCGACACACGAAGCAUGUCGCCCGACCUCGCCGCACUCGGACUAUCUGACUGAUUGCCGGCACUUGAUGGACAACUAUAAUCCAUUACCGCCGCUUGACUCUUUGGACGAGCCCUGUUCCGAGCCAUCGACACCUUCGCCAGUGACGGUAUCACAGAGAUCAUCUCGAUCACCUCUGGCGUUGCAAGAGCUUAUGAACCCUCUGCCACUGACACCCUCGAGCUUGAAAAGAAAGUCGCCCGAUGAUCUGCCGUCAUCUAUCCUUGCCGAUGAUGUCCUCGAAGCAAUACCCGAUCUCGACGAUGAUGCCCUUUCUCAACGUCACUCCCUCAAAUACUCUCGAGCAGGCGAGAUACGAGGCAGGGCUCACUGCACGAUCCCCUCGAAACGGAGCAAUUUGAGAAGGAGGGCCAGCUACUACUCCACCUGGCACGAAGCCCAAGGACGGUGGGAAACGGAACUUGAAGAAAUGAACGCCUACGAACGAUCACCAUUGGAAAGCAACUGA